AUGGCGCAACCGUCAGAUACCUCUGACAUUAGCUACCUCAAGUCCGCGGGCACGCUCUCGGACACCAUGUCGCGCCCGCAGCAGCAGCAACAGCCCCACGGCGCCAAGCCCUGGUCGCGCAUCAUCGACAGCUUCAAGCCUGCGCGCCCAGCCGAUAGCAAGUCCGAUGACACCGCGGUGCAGCAAACACAGCUCGACUCCAAGCAAAGUCUGCUUGACAACCGUCAUUCUGAUGACCUGGAGCGCACCGUGCUCGCCGACAGCGACGACAAGCUCAACAAAGACCUCUCGGUUCGUCAUCUUUUGACUCUGGCCGUGGGCGGUGCCAUCGGUACCGGUCUGUUCGUCAAUUCGGGUGCUGCGCUGAGCACCGGUGGCCCAGCCUCUCUGGUCAUCGAUUGGGUAAUCAUCAGUACCUGUCUGUUCACCAUUGUCAACGCAUUGGGUGAGCUGUCCGCUACGUUCCCCGUAGUUGGUGGGUUCAACGUGUACAUCACCAGAUUCGUCGAGCCCUCAUUGGGGUUUGCCGUCAACGUCAACUACUUGGCGCAAUGGGCUAUCUUGCUGCCGCUGGAAUUGGUUGCCGCUUCGAUCACCAUCAGAUACUGGAACAGUGAGAUCAACUCUGACGCGUGGGUAGCCAUUUUCUACACCGCCAUCCUGCUAGCAAACUUGCUCGACGUCAAGUCCUUUGGUGAGACUGAGUUCGUGCUUUCUGCAGUCAAAAUUUUAGCCAUCAUCGGCUUCACCAUUCUGGGCAUUGUACUAAUUUGUGGUGGGGGUCCUGAAGGUGGCUACAUUGGCGGCAAAUACUGGCAUAACCCGGGCGCUUUUGUAGGAGAAACUGCAGGCCAAAGAUUCCAAGGCUUAUGUUCUGUGUUCGUUACAGCUGCCUUCUCCUACUCCGGUACAGAGCUUAUUGCUGUGUCCGCCGCCGAAUCCAGGAACCCACGGGUAACCUUGCCAAAAGCCUGUAAGAGAACUUUCUGGCUCAUCACCAUGUGCUACAUUGUCAUUUUGACCCUCAUUGGGUGUCUAGUACCCUACGACGAUGCGAGACUACUCAACGGCAGCAGCACUGUUGAUGUUGCCGCCUCACCAUUAGUAAUUGCCAUUGAAAACGGUGCAAUCAAGGGUCUCCCAUCGUUGAUGAAUGCCAUCAUUCUCAUUGCCGUAUUAUCUGUCGCCAAUAGUGCUGUAUACGCAUGCUCCAGAUGUAUAGUUUCCAUGGCGCAAAUCGGUAACUUGCCACAUUCUCUUUCCUACAUUGACCGGAAGGGUAGACCUCUCUAUGCCAUCGGAGCUACUCUUAUCUUUGGUUUACUUUCCUUCAUCGCUGCCAGUGACAAGCAAAAUGAGGUUUUCACUUGGUUGAGUGCCUUGUCCGGUCUUUCUACCUUAUUUUGCUGGAUGGCAAUUAACAUUUCUCACAUUAGAUUCCGUCAUACCAUGAAAGUUCAAGGAAGGUCUUUGGAUGAGUUGCCCUUUGUGUCUAUGACCGGUGUCUGGGGCUCUUGGUAUGGCUGCAUAGUCAUUUUCCUUGUACUAAUCGCGUCCUUUUGGACCUCAUUGUUCCCACCUGGUGGUGACGGAGCCGAUGUCACCUCUUUCUUCGAGGGCUACCUAUCUCUCCCAAUUCUUCUGAUAUGUUAUGUAGGUCACAAGCUCUACACAAGAAACUGGAGCUUAUACACGAAGUCAGAGGAUAUGGAUAUUGACACCGGCAGAAGAGCUGUGGAUAUCGAGAUUCUCAAAGAAGAGAAAAGACUCGAAAGAGAAGCCAUGUCACAGCGACCAUUGUAUAUUAGACUUUGGCACUUAUGGUGUUAG
Lachancea fermentati is the source of this 1830-nucleotide messenger RNA. The record is from the annotation of a GenBank genome assembly. NCBI's taxonomy places the organism in Eukaryota, Fungi, Ascomycota, Saccharomycetes, Saccharomycetales, Saccharomycetaceae.